GAAUCCCGGAGCUGAGCUGGAGAUGAUCUCCCACAUGGAUCAGAAGGAGGAACUGUGGCUCUCCCACCUCUGCACCUCCCGAGGGGACACCACCGCGGCAGUUCUGAGCAGCACCUGUGCAGCUGAAGAUGAGAUGAUGGACAAGAAAGAGGAGAAUGUCCAAGGCACUCCUGAGCCCGCACAGCCUGAGGGGUUGCUCUCAGCUCUCUCCAAGGAGAACAGCUCCCAGAGCCCUGGACAGGACCCAGUCAUCCCACACAGCUCAGAGAGGGUGCAGAGACCUCUGGGGAAGAGGCAAAACCGAGCAGCACUACGUGGGAAGAGUUUCAGGAGGCUGCCAGAUACUAUCCAGCAGAGAAAUCCAUCCGUGGGGAGGCUGAUGAUAUGUGGGGACUGCGGGAAGAACUUCCGAGUGAGCUCCAACCUGGCACAGCACCGGAGAAUCCACACCGGGGAGAAACCCUUCUCCUGCUCCGAGUGCGGGGAGAGCUUCCGUCAGCGCUCGCACCUUGUCCAGCACCAGAGGACCCACACGGGGGAGAGGCCCUACCAGUGCUCCGAGUGUGGCAAGAGCUUCAGCAUGAGCUCGAAGCUGCUCCGGCACCAGGUGACCCACACUGGGGAGAAGCCCUACAGGUGUGCCGAGUGCGGGAAGAGCUUCUCCGGGAACUCGCAGCUGGUGCAGCACCAGCGAGUGCACACCGGGGAGAGACCCUACGUGUGCGGCAGCUGCGGGAAGAGCUUCAGCGUCAGCUCGGCCCUGGCACGGCACCGCCGCGUGCACACGGGGGAGAAGCCCUACGAGUGCUCCGAGUGCGGCAAGAGCUUCAGCCAGAGCUCGGAGCUCAUGAAACACCAGCGCGUGCACACCGGGGAGAAGCCCUACGAGUGCUCC
This is a messenger RNA of Acanthisitta chloris (rifleman), 895 nucleotides long. Its product is annotated as zinc finger protein 250-like. Gene Ontology annotation, molecular function: RNA polymerase II cis-regulatory region sequence-specific DNA binding; DNA-binding transcription factor activity, RNA polymerase II-specific. The record is from RefSeq and is a predicted model, not a curated record. NCBI's taxonomy places the organism in Eukaryota, Metazoa, Chordata, Aves, Passeriformes, Acanthisittidae. The annotation marks the transcript as partial. Gene Ontology annotation, biological process: regulation of transcription by RNA polymerase II. The transcript has 2 exons.